AAGCCGAAGCCGUCAAAUUGCGCUAUUUUAACAAAAAAAAUUUUAAUUAUAAAAUAGGCACGCAAAUUGCAAUAAAAUAAGUUAAACACUACCGCAAGGUAUAGGCUGAGCGUGUGCAACCGUGGAGUAAGAAGAAGAGCGAAAACGAAGAGACAACAAUUUCGCAAAAACUGUAAACGGUAGUGAGCAGUGAAUAAAAUAUGUCUGGCAUUGCUAUAACUCGUUUGGGCGAGGAGCGCAAAGCGUGGCGUAAGGAUCAUCCAUUUGGUUUUGUUGCGAGGCCAGCAAAGAAUCCAGACGGCACACUAAAUCUGAUGAUCUGGGAGUGUGCUAUUCCCGGCAAGAAGUCGACACCAUGGGAGGGUGGUCUGUACAAGCUACGAAUGAUUUUCAAGGAUGACUACCCAACCUCGCCACCCAAAUGUAAGUUCGAACCGCCGCUCUUCCAUCCCAAUGUGUAUCCGUCUGGUACAGUGUGUCUUUCGCUGCUGGAUGAAGAGAAGGAUUGGCGUCCCGCCAUUACCAUCAAACAGAUUCUCUUGGGCAUUCAGGAUCUGCUCAAUGAGCCUAAUAUCAAGGAUCCAGCUCAGGCAGAGGCUUACACCAUUUACUGUCAGAAUCGCUUGGAGUAUGAGAAGCGUGUACGUGCUCAGGCACGUGCCAUGGCUGCUACCGAGUAGAUGAUAAGCCGCAACAGAA
This is a messenger RNA of Drosophila busckii, 699 nucleotides long. RefSeq names its product SUMO-conjugating enzyme UBC9-B (gene lwr). Gene Ontology annotation, biological process: protein sumoylation. Lineage: Eukaryota; Metazoa; Arthropoda; Insecta; Diptera; Drosophilidae. The record is from RefSeq and is a predicted model, not a curated record. The coding region runs from base 201 to 680 and encodes 159 amino acids. Gene Ontology annotation, cellular component: nucleus. The transcript is spliced from 2 exons. Gene Ontology annotation, molecular function: SUMO conjugating enzyme activity.